Messenger RNA from Nakaseomyces glabratus, 4455 nucleotides. RefSeq names its product chromatin-remodeling ATPase INO80 (gene INO80). Gene Ontology annotation, molecular function: ATP-dependent chromatin remodeler activity; histone binding; ATP hydrolysis activity. The record is from RefSeq and is a predicted model, not a curated record. Lineage: Eukaryota; Fungi; Ascomycota; Saccharomycetes; Saccharomycetales; Saccharomycetaceae. Gene Ontology annotation, biological process: chromatin remodeling; DNA repair; DNA-templated transcription. Gene Ontology annotation, cellular component: nucleus; Ino80 complex.
AUGUCCCUAAGCGCAUUGCUUAAUAACGAUGAUCCGGUGGAAGACACCAAACUCUACUUGGAAUCCCUCAAUAGAGAAAUGGACAGACUCAUAAAGAGGGAUCAAUUGGAACUGAUGUAUCAGGAUUGGAAGUUUGCUAACUACCAAGAAUUCGAGUUGAUCAGUGAAUGGAAUACCCAGUGUAAAGAGCUUGUCGGUGACGGUAACGAUCUCCAAAAUAACGAUUUAAUGACCGAAGAAGUGCAUUUAGAUGAUUUAUACGACAACAUUCAACGUAUACGUAACGAAUGGAAAGACUACGAAUCCUAUAAGGAAACCAGAUCACAGCUUCUGAGCAAGAGCAUACAGGCAAAGCCCAUCAAACAUAGAAGAAGAAGAAGAACUAAGCUUGAAAUGGAAGCGGCGGCAAAUCUUGCCGCUCUUAGCCAAAUGGGCACAACUGAUGUCAAAACUCCUGAAAUUAUCAAUGAUCAUGGAAACCGCUCUAAAGCAUCAAGAAGCGACACCACUAACAAGACUGACAACACAAUGGCAGGCAUUAACUCUCCUACUUCAGAUGUAGAUUCAGGACAUAAGGAUGAGCUUGAUCAGACAAAAUUAAUAAAGAAACAAGAAGCUAGCUCUUCUACCAAUUCUGCUGCAAGUGUUACCGCCUCAGUCGCAAACGGUAUAGUUGAAGAUCAAAAAGAUGAAGCGGAGAGAACUAUAGAAGCCAAUAGGAUCGGGAGCAAUAUGCAAAACUCUGAUCAAGAUACAAUGGAUGAUUUGAAAAAGACAAAUGACCCUUCAAGCGACAUAGAUUCCGAUGCAAAUACUAGCGUCAAUGAUGGUAGCGAUGAAAAUUUGAGUAAUAAACUAGACAGUGAUGAUUUACAUUCAGAACCUGCUGAUAACGAGGAAGAACCGGUUAGCUCUGACGCAGAGAAAGAUCAGGCGGAAAACAUAAAUCAAACUGAUGAAUCUGAAGAGGAAAUAAUAGUUAAAGAGUAUGAUGACAAUAAUGACGAGGAUUUCGCACCUGAAAUUAAGAAGCCAAAGCCUAACGGUAAAAUAGUGACCAUCAAUAGCGAUAGACCUAAGAUUGUCAGAGAAUUAAUUAAGCUGCGCAACAAAGGUAAAGCACCAAAGUCUAGUAAAAGGCGUUAUACAGCCGUGAAUAUAACGGAAUAUAGUCCAACUGAAAAAAAGAUCUCAGUGAAGAUUACACUGAAACAAAUGCAUGUCAAGAAAUUGAAAAAGAUCUUACAGGAUGCUAGGAAAGCCGAAGAGAAAAGGCUUCAAGAAGAAGCUAAACAGAUUGCUGAUCAGGAGUCUCCCAGGAAAAGAAGGAAAAUUGAUCGAUCUGAGAACACUAAACAAGAAGAUGAAGACGAUAAAGAAGACGAUGAUCUUGAUGGUUUGCCUACCUAUGGUAUGAAAAUGAGUUUGAAGGAUGCCAAAGCUAUUCAACGACAUUACGAUAAUACAUAUACCAUGAUAUGGAAGGAUAUGGCUAGAAAAGAUUGCAUGAAGAUUUCGAGACUUGUUCAACAGAUUCAAUCAACCAGAGCAUUAAACUAUAAAAAAACUUCUUCUCUGUGCGCUAGAGAAGCCCGUAAAUGGCAGACUAGAAAUUUCAAGCAAGUUAAAGACUUCCAAACUCGUGCUAGAAAGGGUAUCAGAGAGAUGGCAAAUUUCUGGAAAAAGAAUGAAAGAGAGGAGAGAGAUUUGAAGAAAAAGGCAGAAAGAGAAGCACUAGAAUUGGCCAAGAAGGAAGAAGAAGAAAAGGAAUCAAAGAGACAGGCUAAAAAGUUAAACUUCUUAUUAACACAGACAGAAUUAUACUCUCACUUUAUUGGGAGAAAAAUAAAAACAAGUGCAUUAGAAGGUAAUGAAGUUGCAGAAGAGGAUGAAGACAAUUAUGACUUGACAACUACUGCACCAAAUAAGAAUGACUUCCAUGCCAUCGAUUUUGAUAAUGAAAAUGAUGAGCAACUAAAGUUAAAAGCAGCACAAAAUGCAUCGAAUGCGUUAGCAGAAACGAGAGCUAAAGCGAAGGCUUUUGAUGAUGCACAUAGACAGCAGCAAUCAACCGAAAGUGAUGAUGAAGAAGAAAUGAACUUCCAAAACCCAACUUCACUUGGUGAAAUUACUAUAGAGCAACCAAAAAUGCUAGCAUGCACACUAAAAGAAUAUCAAUUGAAGGGAUUAAAUUGGCUUGCUAAUUUAUAUGAUCAAGGUAUCAAUGGUAUUCUAGCUGACGAGAUGGGUUUAGGUAAGACUGUACAAUCAAUCUCAGUUUUAGCUCACUUAGCGGAGCAUCACAACAUCUGGGGACCUUUCUUGGUUGUAACACCUGCAUCAACGUUACACAACUGGGUAAAUGAAAUAUCAAAGUUUGUACCCCAAUUUAAAAUCCUUCCAUAUUGGGGAUCUGCAAAUGAUAGAAAGGUAUUAAGAAAAUUUUGGGAUAGGAAAAACUUAAGAUAUAGUGAAAAAUCUCCAUUUCAUGUUAUGAUUACUUCUUAUCAGAUGGUUGUAGCGGAUGCCUCGUAUCUUCAAAAAAUGAAGUGGCAGUACAUGAUAUUGGAUGAAGCCCAAGCCAUUAAGUCUUCUCAAUCAUCGAGAUGGAAAAAUUUAUUGAGCUUUCACUGUAGAAAUAGACUAUUACUAACUGGUACACCUAUUCAAAACAACAUGCAAGAGUUAUGGGCAUUACUGCAUUUUAUUAUGCCGUCACUGUUUGACUCCCAUGAUGAAUUUAAUGAGUGGUUUUCUAGAGAUAUAGAGUCACACGCAGAAGGAAACAGCUCUUUGAAUCAACAACAGCUAAGAAGACUUCAUAUGAUAUUGAAACCAUUUAUGCUAAGACGUAUUAAGAAAAAUGUCCAGUCUGAGUUGGGAGACAAGAUUGAAAUUGAUGUGAUGUGCGAUUUAACACAAAGACAAACGAAAUUAUAUCAAGUUCUAAAAUCUCAGAUGUCCUCUAACUACGACGCAAUAGAAAAUGCUGCUGCAGAAGGUUCAGAUAUUGCAGGAGGAGGUAACUCUGAUCAAAGCAUUAUCAAUGCAGUAAUGCAAUUCAGGAAGGUCUGUAACCACCCAGAUUUAUUUGAGAGAGCAGACAUAAACUCCCCAUUUUCAUUCACAUCUUUUGGUAAAACAUCGUCAUUGAUCUCAUCAAGCAUAGCAACUUCAGGAGGUCUUACAGAGACCAUUUCCGAGUUGAUGUAUUCUAGUACAAACCCUAUCAAUUGCGCAAUUCCGAAAUUAAUAUAUGAAGAUCUAAUCCUUCCUAACUAUAACAAUUCGAUAGACAUAAUGGAGAAAUUAUUACUUUCCGACUUUUCAAUAUAUGAUCCUGUCAAUAAUAAGGAAAUGUGUCAAUAUCUGGGUUUGUUAACAGGCCUUGCAUAUGGCUCUUUCAGGAAGAUUCACAAAAGUAAUUACUUUGAGAGGAUUAUUAACUUGAAAAAAGAGAGUAAACAAAGUAGUCAAAAUUUGAUUACUGUAGUCUCUAAUGCCAAUGAUCUCAUUGCAGACUCUAUUGUGCAUGCUGAUACCAAUCUGCCUAAUCUGACUGGGAUUCGGAAUGAUAUUUAUCACAACGAUUACCUAAACAGCAUACAACCAGGGUAUUGUCCAAAAGUAGUUGCUCCUCCCAUAAAUUUUAAUGUAAAUGGUUCCCUAAACUUUACUAAUAAAAUGUCAUCAUAUUUAUUCAAUCCUGUUAUCACAACAGCAUUGUCAUCAAUCCCACCACCUACACAGUACAAUAUGUUUGUUAAAAAGUGCAUUCCUAUAGAAGAAUUCCCAAUCAGUGAAAUGUACCCCAAUCCAUUGAAUAAACAUUUUUCUUCAAAUAUAUCGAUGCCUUCAAUGGAUAGGUUUAUUACAGAGUCUGCUAAAUUGAAAAAGUUGGAUGAAUUAUUGGUGGAGCUGAAGAAGAACGAUCACAGAGUAUUGAUUUACUUCCAAAUGACUAAAAUGAUGGACUUGAUGGAGGAAUAUCUAACAUAUCGUCAAUACAAUCAUAUAAGGUUGGAUGGUUCUUCCAAAUUAGAAGAUCGUCGUGAUCUGGUUCAUGAUUGGCAGACAAAUCCAGAAAUUUUCAUUUUCCUAUUAAGUACAAGAGCAGGUGGUUUAGGUAUAAACUUGACAGCAGCCGACACUGUAAUUUUUUAUGAUUCGGAUUGGAACCCUACAAUAGAUUCUCAAGCAAUGGACAGAGCCCAUAGAUUGGGACAAACCAAACAAGUUACUGUUUAUAGAUUACUCGUUAGAGGAACAAUUGAGGAGAGGAUGCGUGAUAGGGCAAAACAAAAAGAGCAAGUCCAACAGGUAGUCAUGGAAGGUAAGACAAAGGAUACAAAUAUACAAACAACUCAUACGAGACCAGAACAUGAACAGUUGACACCAAAGUCCCUCUCUUCUGAACCAGAAGCGACAAAUAACCUGAUAACAGUCAAGAACUAA